GACUACACUGGGUUGAACCUGCACCUACAUACAUACAGUACCAUCGAAUCGUGACGCUUGAGCUCGAGAGUCGUUGCUUAACGUGUGUACAUAUACCCGUUUACGGUAAGAAAAAGGGACGUGGCAAAGACAUAGGUGAUCGAAAUGGCAUCGUACUCUGAGGACCAGUUGGCAGGAUGUAUGGUUGUACGUACCAAGAACUGACUAAUAGGAUGAUGUCAUCCAUUGAGGAGUUUCAAGAGGCGUUCCAACUGUUCGACAGUCGGGGAGAUGGAAAAAUUCACGUAGCACAAAUUGGAGAUGCAUUACGUGCCCUAGGACAAAAUCCAACCGAAUCAGAUGUGAAAAAAUUCACUCAUCAACACAAACCGGAUGAACGCAUUAGUUUUGAAGUAUUCCUGCCAAUAUAUCAAGCUAUCAGCAAAUCUCGUACAUCCGACACUGCUGACGAUUUCAUAGAAGGUUUACGUCACUUCGACAAAGAUGGGAACGGUUUUAUCUCAUCGGCUGAAUUGAGACAUCUGUUAACUACGCUGGGUGAAAAACUCAGUGACGAAGAAGUCGAAACUCUAUUGGCUGGCCAUGAAGAUUCACAGGGUAAUAUUAACUAUGAAGAUUUCGUUCGUCAAGUGAUGUGUGGUUAAACUAGCAAUUGCUAAUCAGUAAGAUUUGUAUCUAUCAUAAAAGUUUUAUGACAAAAGCAUUUACUUUUUUUUAAUUUACUGUACUUCGUCACAAUGCAAUGUUAUAAUAAGAUUGUACAUGUAUGAUAGCUAUCAAUAAUCUUUUGUUAUCAUGAUAGAA
Messenger RNA from Ceratina calcarata, 804 nucleotides. RefSeq names its product Myosin light chain cytoplasmic (gene Mlc-c). NCBI's taxonomy places the organism in Eukaryota, Metazoa, Arthropoda, Insecta, Hymenoptera, Apidae. The transcript is spliced from 5 exons. Gene Ontology annotation, molecular function: myosin heavy chain binding; calcium ion binding. The record is from RefSeq and is a predicted model, not a curated record. The coding region runs from base 177 to 644 and encodes 155 amino acids. Gene Ontology annotation, cellular component: myosin II complex.